Messenger RNA from Racocetra persica, 796 nucleotides. Lineage: Eukaryota; Fungi; Glomeromycota; Glomeromycetes; Diversisporales; Gigasporaceae. The record is from the annotation of a GenBank genome assembly.
AAGAAUAAAUUGAAAAUCUCUCAGUUUUGGGAACAUUUUGAUUUAACCAGAAAACUUGAAGCAAAACAAAGUGUAGCCCAAGUUAGCAUACAGAUUAACGCAUUAAAAGUGUUGGAUGUUUCAGCUGCCCACCAAGCGAAUGAACUUAUCAAACGAACAUGUCCUGUUCUUUCUGGACUUAACUGUAGCCAAAAUUGUGACGAUGGUAAUAUCGACCAUGGUGAUGACGACUUAACAAAAAUGAACAGCGUGAAUCUGAAAAAGCGCAAAGCUUAUACUGCUUUUGAUGAAAAGUUAGAUGAUCUACAUAAUGAUGAGAAUCUAAAUGUUGACCAAUUUGACAACAGUUACUCUUCCUCCGACGUCAGCUUUGCUUCAUCUCACAUUGGUGAAGAUUUUUUAUUAUUUGAUAAUGAUGAGAAAAUAAAAAUUGAUCUGACAGAAAUCGCAAAGCAGCUGGAGCAGGAACCAUUAAAUGAAUGGGUAGUCGAGGGUAUUCGAGUGACACAAAAAUUCCGAGAGUACCAGAAAAAAGUGUUAUAUAAAGCAAACAAAGAAGGGUUGACAUGGGAUGACACCUAUGAGGUUCUGGGUUUGUCAUCAAUUUUAGUAUUAUCUUGGCCAUGUCCUUAUCCAAUGUUUACGACUGAAGAGUGGAUACUCAUUACAAAAACAAAUCCAUAUGCGUUAACCGAACCCGUGUUUCCACCAGAAAUUUCCACCUCUUUAAAUAAUGCCGUUUGUAAACAUUGGAAUGGUGAAGACGUUUAUAUAUAUCCUGGCGAUUCUGCAUUGA